AUGACGGGGCGAGAGUGCAAGAAGGGCUACAAGUUUCGCGCACCCAAGCACGCCGUCUUCAAAGAGAGCCACAAGUGGCCUGCGCCGCCGAAGAAGCUCAAGUUCAUCGACGAGACUCGUGGUGUCGAGCUCGGCGAGGACCUCGACAGCAACGAGUCCGUAAACGACUCGGCACCGGACGUUGACGAAGCAGGCACAGAAGCCGCAACAGACGUCGCAACAGAAGUCGCUUCCACGUCACCGGGGACGGCCACAGCCGUAAAUUCGACAGUCUCGGAGGACCAGCGUCGGCCGUCAAUAUACGCAGCAAAGGCGGCAAGCUGGCCUUUGCCUGGCGACGAGAGCCGGCCCGGCGCCAAAAGCGUUGGUGAUGGCGGCGACGUGGUUGACGAGCCUGUCCAACCUCCGCAUCGAAUAUCGUUGAGUACGCCCGGUGCCGACAACCAUAGCCAGCACGGUAGCCAUCGCGAGCACUCGGGCUCUGUCGUGAGUCUGCCGCCCAUGCAAUCCUUGUUGCCGCCGUUGGAGGGCAUAUACACCGAUCGACCGGUAUGGCCCAUCCAUGGGCGAAAAGAAGCCACGCUGUUCCGUCAUUACGUGGAUAAACUUGGGUUCUGGCUUGACGCGUGUGAUCCAUCUAGACAUUUCGAAGUCGAAGUGCCGCAACGGGCCGGUUCGUGUCCCAUCUUGCUCAACGCAAUCUUCGCCCUGGCCUCGAGACAUCUCAGCCUGACGAGCGCAUACGACUCGCUAGCAUCGAAUCGGUAUCACGAGCAGUGCCUCAACUACUUGAUCCCGCUGCUGGACCACGCAGGCACGGUGUCGGACGAGAACUUGUUUGCUGCAACAAUCAUACUUCGCGUGCUGGAGGAAAUCGAUGUAAAUACCCUCGGCCAAGACACGCACGGCCACCUCCUCGGAAUCCACGCCUUUGUCAAUGCUGGAGACCGAUUCUUGAUGCCGGGAACUUUAACGGCGGCAUGCUUUUGGGCGGGUUUGAGGCAGGAGAUCUACAGCGCCGUCAUCAACCAGCAGGUGGUCCGAAUGAACCUCGGUCAUGCCAUUGUCGACCGAUCCACGACCCCGGCCGACGAUUUUAUCUGGGCGAAUCGUGCCAUUGUCCACUGCGCCGACGUUCUCAACUUCUGCUUCGGGUCCGAGGCGGGGUCGGUGCUGCAAUGGGGCCAGCUGGAAAUGGCAAACAGAGAAUGGAAGAAUGCGCUACCACCGUCGUACACUCCCAUCUUCUUCCGGGAGAGGACAGAUGAGGAGGCUUUCCCCGAAGUAUGGUACCAGAAGGCGUGUCAUAUCAUCGCCGUUCAACAUCACAUUCUCGCCGAAAUGUACCUCGUGCUGUUCAACCCGAGCAUACCACGAGUCGGUGGCGGCCGUAAAGCCGCGGAAAAAAGGUUGACGCAGCAGAUUCAGGAUCUUCUGCGGAGUCUUUGUGGAAUUGGCAUGUGCAACCAGUGGUCACCGCCGGCCAUGUUCACGGCGUGUAUGGGUAUAGCUAUUGCCGGUGAUCGAUUCGACACCAGACAUGAUCAGGAAGCACUGCUGAAGAUGCUCAGCAUCACCGAAAAGGCCCACGCAAGGCCCACGACAGCGGUGCGGGAUCAGCUGAUGCACGCAUGGGGGUGGAUGGAUGGGGAAGCAAUGAGCGAGGACUGA
Messenger RNA from Colletotrichum godetiae, 1671 nucleotides. RefSeq lists its product as uncharacterized. The transcript has 4 exons. The coding region runs from base 1 to 1671 and encodes 556 amino acids. Gene Ontology annotation, molecular function: DNA-binding transcription factor activity; transcription cis-regulatory region binding. Gene Ontology annotation, biological process: positive regulation of transcription by RNA polymerase II. Gene Ontology annotation, cellular component: nucleus. Lineage: Eukaryota; Fungi; Ascomycota; Sordariomycetes; Glomerellales; Glomerellaceae. The record is from RefSeq and is a predicted model, not a curated record.